This is a messenger RNA of Haemonchus placei, 1698 nucleotides long. The record is from the annotation of a GenBank genome assembly. Lineage: Eukaryota; Metazoa; Nematoda; Chromadorea; Rhabditida; Trichostrongylidae.
AUGAUUCUUUUUACCGUGGAACAGUUGGAACUUAUUCGACGAUUACGCAGUACCGGCAUUUCGCCAGCACAAGUUGCCGAGGCGUUUCGGCAGCUCGAACAAGUUGAUAAUUCAUUGGAUCAGCCACUGCCACAACAGCCGUCUUCGCUACUAACGAGUUUGAUGACGACGAUAGAAGCGCAAUCGUCACAAACUGACUCACCGAGUCCGAUGCUUCUGCAGGCUUUGCAAGCACAACCACCGGUACCUGUUACCAUAUCCGCCUCACCACCAGAGGUCAGCACCUCAGCAGAAAGGCUCAGCAUCCAAACUGUGCCAGUCGCUUCUGCUGCAGCUGCAUCCGAGCCCACGACCUCUAGCACUCCAGACACGUCUAUCAAUGUCUCCGAGGCUGCUACGAUCCCCUGCACAGCACCGCCAGCUACAUUGCCGCGAUACGAGAAUAACUCCGGCGGCCGGCCUAUUCGAAGUCUGCGCACUCCGAUGAAGGAAAUUACCACGUUGGACAGACCAGAAGAGCUAGACGAGUUCAUGGUGCAAGGCGAAGAGGCUUGCAUAGCUGACAUGAAGCAGUUCAUCACGCAAUAUUCACUCCGCCAGACUACUGUUGCCAUGAUGACCGGCGUAUCGCAACCAUAUAUCUCCAAAUUGUUGAACGGCAAUCAUCGCGAAUUAUCGUUACGAUGUAGAAAGAAUAUCUACUGCUGGUAUUUGAAUUGUCGACGUCAUCCACAUAAACUCUCAGUAUUCUUUGCUGAUCCAGCGACAAGACUGGAAACAAAUGGGGACGGCGAGUUGGUCCCGCAACGAAGGGAACGAUACGUCUUCCGACCAAUUCUGAUUAAGAUUCUGGAGGGAUUCUUCACUCAGUCACCAUUUCCAGAUCUCAACAAACGAGUAGAGAUUGCAACAGCCUGUAACCAAGUGCUACAAAUCGAGAAACGAGGGGUCGCUCUAAUGCCCAAGGAGGUUGUCUCACCUCAGGUGGUUGCUAACUGGUUUGCCAACAAGCGAAAAGAACUGCGACGACGUUCUCAGGAAGCCAACGAACAAGCCGCCACCGUCGCUGGUACAGCUCCGAGUAGUCAACCACAUACGCCGGCUCAUAUUGGAAAUGAGGAGGCGACGAGCUCUGGUGUUGGCUCGACUCCGUCACCCAUCAUGGAAGAAGCGGAGACGAUGGAUCAGGCAGAUGUCGAGACGCGUCCGCUGGAUGUUAUGGCAUUAGCCGCCCGACUGGGUAUCGCCUUUCCGCAACUGGCUGCCGCCGCUGCUGCCAGUUCCGCUGAUUCUUCUUCAACGGAUACGCCGUAUUCUCAAGCGCUACCUAUAGCGACCUUAGCGUCACAUCUGUUGGCAGCCAGUCAAAAUUUUGCUGCACCCUUCAGCGGUGGAGGUGGCGGCGGCGGUGCCAGCGACGAAGCACAAGCUACAUCUCCGGUUGCGACUGCCACGGGAGCCAACCAGCUUACAAUGGCCUCGUUGGCGUCGCAACUGCUCCCGACAACGAUGCAUUCCAACCUGUCGCUGAUCACUCCCAGUCUUCAAAUGCUCAACAAACAACUGCCAGUGCUCAAUGAGCUGUGUAACACAGAACAGCAACAGCUCGACACAACUACCGAACAGAAUCUGCUUUCGAUGACCUACGAUCAAAUUCACCCCUCAACCACACUGCUGAAGACGGAGCCGAUGGAGUGA